Molecule: messenger RNA, 1266 nt
Organism: Daldinia vernicosa
Lineage: Eukaryota; Fungi; Ascomycota; Sordariomycetes; Xylariales; Hypoxylaceae
Exons: 1
Coding region: 1-1266 (421 amino acids)
Source: RefSeq, a predicted model, not a curated record
AUGCCGAAACUAAUUAACUCGGUAGCUUAUGAACUAGGCCUAGCCAAAGAAAAGAACGAAGACCUCCAAAGACGGAUCCAAAAGCUGAACGAGGAGGUAUCACAACUCAAGGCCUACAUCAGAAAAAAUAACCUCCCGUUACCCAAAGCGAAGCAGCCAAUAACCUCACGACCAACCAUUGAGAAGGGAUUUCUUCAGACGACAGAGGCUUCGCGUAAUCGAAGUAUCCAAACACCUACACGGGAGAAACCAGCAUGUACCGAGAGCGUGGUAAUUUAUGAUCAUGGAAAAUCUACCGAGUACCCAUAUACCGAAUACAGCCACGGGUACCGAUACGUUGAUGGAAACUUGGUGGCAAUCGGUAGCACCUGGGAGGAGCCUCGUUACAUGAAACGGACUGCAUCGUCGCGGGAUAAGAGCAGAGGGCCGGGUCCAUGGACAGGAGCUUUUUGGGAACGCAAGAUAAAGGCUGAGAGGGAAAAACGCUCCCUUGACUGUGGCAACGAAAAUGAUAGUGGUUACGAAGAACCAAACGAAGAAAAGCUCGAAGAAAGUAAAUCUGCCGAGGAACUGCUCGAAGAAAAAACGGAAAUUGGGCGAGAAAGCCCAAGUCAUCUUCGAUUUGUCCCGACGAGAAGCGAGUAUAUAUACGAUACUCUAAAAAGAAGUUUACGCCUAGCUCAGGAAAUAUUCUUCCACGGUGUUCGGAAAUAUUUUCCUUCCUAUGCCGACCAAUUAGAUUGUCCGCAAGAAGUACGGUUCGGGCGUCUCGAGCUCGACAGAUUCUUUUACUAUCCGUACACUUUGACGGUACUUGGAAUCCCAGGGCGAUCGUUUGGAUUAUCGACUCUUAGGUACAAGCUCGAGGGGAUUAGUAGACUGCGCAAUACCGUGUGCCAUUAUGGCUCCUACGAAGCUUCUAUGGGUCUCGAGUGCCAUGACAGCCUCAUAGAAGAUGUACAACGCCUAGCUAUUUUCUUCGCAGACGAACGACGGGCCUUUCAAGCACGAGCCCUACGAGACAAGCUUACUGCGCACGCAGAACAGUGUCUAGGUCAGAUCGAGGAUAUGAUGAUGCUUGCUGAACUACCGGGAGCCCGUCCUUGGCUACCACAACAUAUACGCCAGUUCCAACGUCUCGUCUUAAUCAGCCACCCCAAAAACGUGCCCUUUGCUGUUUUGCGUGCGGCAGAGGAUUGGAAUUUACGAAGCAAAACGCCGAUCCGGGAAUGGUCCUGCGAGGAGAUUGCUGAACAGUUUAUCUGA